Molecule: messenger RNA, 2601 nt
Organism: Scleropages formosus (Asian bonytongue)
Lineage: Eukaryota; Metazoa; Chordata; Actinopteri; Osteoglossiformes; Osteoglossidae
Gene: ccnc
Product: cyclin C
Exons: 12
Coding region: 121-972 (283 amino acids)
Biological process (GO): regulation of transcription by RNA polymerase II
Molecular function (GO): cyclin-dependent protein serine/threonine kinase regulator activity
Source: RefSeq, a predicted model, not a curated record
GUUGGUACAGACCUGUCUAUGUACUCCACGGAAAACAACCACUCAGUCUCCUGGAAAUUCGCUGCGCCGCGCGACAGCAACACGAAAUAAAGUGACAUUUUCUACCUCAGCUCUCGAAGAAUGGCAGGGAACUUCUGGCAGAGCUCACAUUAUCUCCAGUGGGUCCUGGACAAACAGGACUUGAUGAAGGAACGCCAGAAGGAUCUGAAAUUCCUAACAGAGGAAGAGUAUUGGAAACUACAGAUCUUCUUUGCUAAUGUGAUCCAGGCCCUUGGAGAACACCUGAAGCUCAGGCAACAAGUCAUUGCAACAGCAACAGUUUAUUUCAAAAGAUUUUAUGCCAGAUACUCCCUCAAGAGUAUCGAUCCUGUCCUCAUGGCCCCUACUUGUGUGUUCCUCGCCUCAAAGGUGGAGGAAUUUGGAGUUGUAUCUAACACUCGGCUGAUCUCGGCAGCUACGUCUGUGUUAAAAACUAGGUUUUCCUAUGCCUUCCCUAAGGAGUUUCCCUACAGAAUGAACCAUAUACUGGAGUGUGAAUUCUAUCUCUUAGAGCUCAUGGACUGCUGUCUGAUUGUAUACCACCCCUAUAGACCGCUGCUCCAGUAUGUGCAGGACAUGGGUCAGGAGGAUAUGCUCUUGCCUUUGGCAUGGAGAAUUGUGAACGACACAUACAGAACAGAUCUUUGUCUGCUUUAUCCACCUUUUAUGAUUGCACUAGCCUGUCUGCAUGUAGCCUGUGUUGUACAGCAGAAAGAUGCAAGGCAGUGGUUUGCUGAGCUCUCUGUGGACAUGGAAAAGAUCCUGGAGAUCAUUAGAGUCAUCCUAAAGCUAUAUGACCAAUGGAAGAACUUUGAUGACAGAAAAGAGAUGGCUGCUAUCAUUAACAAAAUGCCCAAGCCCAAACCGCCACCCAACAGUGAAAAUGACCAGGGAUCCAACGGGAGCCAGAACUCAUCUUACAGCCAGUCGUAGGCAAUGUGGGAUUCUGCCGGCUGAAACACCAGAAGCGACGCUUAUCCAUGACAGCAGAGGACCGAGGGACCCAGGGGGUUGUUCUUCAUUGAUACUCACUUAUGUGCACGGUUCCUAUAUGUUGUGUGUUGCCCAGUUCCAGCUGUCCCACAUCAAAGGAGAGGAAAACUGAUGAACGUUGGAAUAACCCAAAUGAAACAUUGUAAAUGUUCUGGCAAGCUUUGGUGGUUGGGGGGAACUUACUUGAUUAGGAUGAUCCUCACAUCCUUUAAAUAGCCCACCGGGCACUUCUGCCAUUUGUACGUAUGUGUGCAUGUGUGAGAGCAUGUGAUGGAGCCACUCUGCCAUCAGAGAGACCGCAACAGGCCAUCCGUGUGGCAGAGCCACACCUCAGGGAGAGAUGCAGUCUUGCCCACGGCCUUGCAUCAUCGUCAGCUGAUUGGACCCCUUCCUUGGGUGGUCUGGUGUUCUCGUCCACAUGGAUUUCUAGAGUACAUAUUUGUUUUAAACAUUUAUUUACUGUUGCAAAUGUUUUUUCCCGCUUCCCUCUGUAAGUGUCAGAUUCUGAUAUUCCGUUAGUCCUUUUUUGUCUUCAGAGUACUAAGCUGUCAGAAUGACCUGUCGAUACACAGAUUAAGAAACAGGAAAAAGACCUGCUGCACUCUGAAAUCUUGUGUUCUUUCAAAUUUCAGCACUCUACAGGAGCUUUUGUUUGUUUUGUUUUAAAUGAUAAAUACUGUAACAGAAACUCAGUAAUGAGACUCAUAGAUAAUCACAUCUGCUAGUCAGGGAAAAGGGGAGAUAAUGUGAGAAGAAAUGGAGCAGUCUGAAUGUGACCGCUGAGUCUCUGCCCAUCCCUCCAACUGAGUCUGGUGAGAAAUGGCAGAGACCCACUGUUUGUAAUGGGCUGCCUCUGCCCUUUCCUUCCAAUGUGCUUGCAUUCAGCACCCGUUGCUGGAUUGCAGCUGGAUCGAAACCGAUCCUGUGUAGCAAUGUGAGAAUACAUUACGUGUUCUGUUUUCAUAGAUGUGCAAAUCUAAAAGGCUUUGUGUUGGUAAGAGGGGGACUUUGUGGUGUGAUUCCAAAGCAUAGUGUCCUUCAUGACAAACCACUUGAAGGGCAAGGGUCCAACCACGUAGUGCUGCUUAUACCUGCCUAUAUAAAUGAUUAAUUGUUUUUGUUUGUGUACACUUGUAUAUUUUAUGUGAGAUAAAUGUGAAAGUUGGUUAAGAAUUCAGUUUCUUUACCUUUUUGUGGUGAAAAUGGUGCUUGACUGCCUUAAAGAAAUAAAAUGCUGAUUUUAAAAUGCAAAAAUAGGAAUAAAAAUACACAAAAGGUGACCUGUGAUCCUGUGUACUGCACGUGAGUUGCAGGCACAGUGGUAACUGGCAGGAACCUUGAGAGGAAGUGGCACACAAAAUUAGUAUUUUUUUGGAAUUGUGAAAUUAACCCAUUUUUAAUGCCAAUCUGUUUGUCGGCUUAUGCUCCUUAAAGAUGAAUGUACUUGGACGAUUAACCACUCAUUCCCAUGCUUUAAUUUGCAAUGUGCCCUUGUUCCAAGUGCCAGUGACAUGAAUUUCAGAAUUAGAUAUUUUUCCUGUUCAUUUACAGUAAUAAAAUUAAUAUUGU